Messenger RNA from Bipolaris oryzae ATCC 44560, 1656 nucleotides. RefSeq lists its product as uncharacterized. The record is from RefSeq and is a predicted model, not a curated record. NCBI's taxonomy places the organism in Eukaryota, Fungi, Ascomycota, Dothideomycetes, Pleosporales, Pleosporaceae. Gene Ontology annotation, biological process: transmembrane transport. The transcript has 3 exons. Bases 1 to 1656 code for a protein of 551 amino acids. Gene Ontology annotation, molecular function: transmembrane transporter activity.
AUGGCUGCCCUCCUCCAACUCCACGCCAUCCGCGCAAAAACAAAAGAACAACUCCGAACCCUCAACCUAACCUCGACCCCUCCUCCCAUCCGAUCCCACCUAAGCCCCUACGAACCCCCUUUCGAACGCGACCCAAAAGCCUUCCCCCAAGACGAAGAAUCCCACGACCCCUCCGACACCAGCACCACCCCCUACACCUCCCUCCCCGGCAUCUCCCUCCAACCCACCCAAACCGGCUCAACCUUCUACCUCGUAACCUGGGACUCCCCCAGCGACCCCACAAACCCACGCAACUGGCCCCUAUCCAAACGCCUAAAAAUCCUCUUGCUGCUCGACCUCGUCGCCGCAAUCGUAACAACCGCGAGCUCCAUCGAAGCACCCGUCGCCCCGCAAAGCGCCGCUUUUUUCGGCGCCUCGGAAUCCCUGCAUGCGUUUUGCAGCACGGGUAUCUAUCUGCUGGGGUUUGGACUCGGCUCGCUGGUUGCGGCGCCGGCGUCUGAGAUACUCGGGAGGUACCAGGUGUAUUUGUAUUCGCUGGUGACGUGCGAGGCCUGGCUCAUUGGCGCGGCGCUCGCGCCGAAUCUUGCCGCGUUGGCGAUAUUCAGGUUUUUGGCCGGAUGCUUUGCGUCUGCGCCGAUGACGGUGGCGGGGGGGAGUAUGAGCGACCUUUGGUCUACGCGGGAGAUGACGUGGACGUUUCCUUUAUUCGGGGCGAUUUGUUUUGGGGGUCCCGUACUGGGGCCGUUGAUUGCGAGUUUUAUUGGAGAGAACGAGGUUGUGAGUUGGCGGUUGGCAGAGUGGAUUAUUGUGGUGCUGAAUGGGGUUUGUAUAGUGGUUGUUGCGGUGGCGAUGGAGGAGACGUACCCACCGCAGUUGCUGAAGUUGAAGGCGAUGCAGUUGAGGAAGAUGACGGGGGAGGGGCGGUUUAAGACGGCGAAGGAGCAUGAAGAUGAGGGGCUGGGGAGUAAGCUCAAGAAGAACUUUACGAGGCCGUUUCGGUUGGCGCUGGAGCCGAUUGUGGUUUUGCUGACGUUCUACAAUACGCUUGUGUAUGUGGUGUUGUUCACGUUCCUCGUGGGUUACCCAUACAUAUUUCAGAAGAUUUACGGAAUGAGUCAGGGGCUCAAGAACUUGUGCUUCCUUGGUUUGCUAGUUGGGAUCAUGCUAUCAGCAGCUCUCAUUCCCUUUAUUUGGACAAAAACAGAGCGUCUGUGCCGCGAGAAAAGUGAUGACGGGUCGGGGAAAUCGAUUCCCCAGGAGUCGCGACUGAUGUUUGCGAUGUUUGGGGCGCCAUGCUUACCGAUUGGGCUCUUCUGGAUGGGCUGGACAAGCCAUGAAAGUAUAUCAGUUUGGUCGCCACUUGCCGCCUCGGUCGUUAUUGGUUUCGGUACGGUAUGCAUAUUCAUGAGCACUUACCUGUAUAUCAUCGACAGCUAUCAGAUGUAUGCUGCAUCUGCACUGAGCUUCCAAAGUACAGUGCGUUAUGUCAUAGCCAGCGUUAUGACGAUUGGCGGUACAACAAUGUACAGGGACAUUGGGACGAGCUGGACGCUGACCAUUCUUGGGUGUAUUGCCAUAGUUGUUACUCCUGUUCCAUAUGUCCUGUACCGCUAUGGUCCAAUCAUUCGUGGGAAGAGUAAAUUUGCUGUUAGAUAG